Messenger RNA from Trichechus manatus latirostris (Florida manatee), 951 nucleotides. RefSeq names its product olfactory receptor 5B3-like. The record is from RefSeq and is a predicted model, not a curated record. Gene Ontology annotation, biological process: G protein-coupled receptor signaling pathway; sensory perception of smell. The transcript has a single exon. Bases 7 to 951 code for a protein of 314 amino acids. NCBI's taxonomy places the organism in Eukaryota, Metazoa, Chordata, Mammalia, Sirenia, Trichechidae. Gene Ontology annotation, cellular component: membrane. Gene Ontology annotation, molecular function: olfactory receptor activity; G protein-coupled receptor activity; odorant binding.
UUGUCAAUGGAGAACAGUACAGAAGUGACUCAGUUCAUUCUGCUAGGACUAACCAACGCCCUUGAACUGCAGAUCCUUUUUUUAAUCUUAUUCACUCUCAUUUACCUUAUCAGUUUGUUUGGGAACCUGGGGAUGAUCAUGCUGAUCCUGCUGGACUCUCAGUUGCACACUCCCAUGUACUUUUUCCUCAGUAACCUCUCUCUGGUGGACUUUGGUUACUCCUCAGCUGUCACUCCUAAGGUCAUCGCUGGGCUCCUCGUGGGAGACAAUGUUAUCUCCUACAAUGCGUGUGCAGCUCAAAUGUUCUUUUUUGUAGCCUUUGCCACUACAGAAAGUUACCUCUUGACUUCAAUGGCCUAUGACCGCUACGCAGCAGUGUGUAAACCCCUCUAUUACACCACCACCAUGACAACAAGUGUGUGUGCUUGUCUGGCUGUAGGUUCCUAUAUCUGUGGUUUCCUAAAUGCCUCCAUCCACACUGGCAACACGUUCAGUCUCUCCUUCUGUAUGUCCAAUGUGGUCCAUCACUUUUUCUGUGACCUUCCAGCAGUCAUGGUUCUCUCUUGCUCUGAUAGAUAUGUUAGUGAGUUGGUACUUGUUUUUGUGGUGAGCUUCAAUAUAUUUUUUACUCUUCUGGUUAUACUGAUUUCUUACCUUUUCAUAUUUUUCACCAUACUUAAGAUGCAAUCAGCUGAGGGAUACUGGAAAGCUUUAUCCACCUGUGCUUCUCACCUCACUGCUGUCUGCAUCUUCUACGGGACAUGCAUCUUCAUGUACAUGCAGCCCAGCUCCAGUCAUUCCAUGGACACAGAUAAAAUGUCAUCUGUGUUCUAUGCUAUGGUCAUCCCCAUGCUGAACCCUCUGGUCUAUAGCCUGAGGAACAAGGAGGUCAAGAGCACAUUCAAGAAGGUUGUUGAGGAGGCAAAAUUGUCUCUAGGCUUAAUCUUGUAA